Linnemannia hyalina is the source of this 489-nucleotide messenger RNA. NCBI's taxonomy places the organism in Eukaryota, Fungi, Mortierellomycota, Mortierellomycetes, Mortierellales, Mortierellaceae. The record is from the annotation of a GenBank genome assembly.
AUGGCACCCCAACAUGUCGAACACCUCCAGGACUGGAUGAGCCAGAUGCAUCAACUCGCCAACCGAGCAGACGAAGACGGCCUGGGCUUCACCCCCGACACUUUUGGUCGCGCCAAGAUCGUCGAUGCAGACGCCGAUUCGGCCACCUUUGAAUACGUCGUCCAGAAAUCCGACUGCAACUUUACAAACAACUUUCAUGGUGGUGCCAUUGCUACCUUGGUCGAUAACCUUACUACUGCUGCCCUGUUUACUCGAGAACGUAAAUACUUUCAAUACGCAGGCGUCUCAACCGAUCUACAUGUCACAUACGUCUCGGCUGCAACCCUGGGCAUGACCGUCCUACUCGAGUGCAAGGUCGCCAAGGUCGGCUCUGGCCUCGCCAACACCACCGCCGUCCUCAAGGACAAGGCCACCAACAGAGUCCUCGCCACAGCCUCCCAUACCAAAUUCAACACCGACUCUAGAAUGGGCGGUGGAUCCAAGCUUUAG